GGAGGGGCAUGGGUCAGGUGACAGGAAGUUCCGGUCUGGAAGGCGGAAGAGGUCUUGCUAGGGGCGUCUGCUUCCUCCUAGUUCUCCCUCUUGCUGCUCUGGGGUUGCUAUGGCGUCAAGGUUACUCCGGUUAUGUGGUGCCCUUCGGGGUGUAAGCGCAGGCCGAAAUUCCCUUGGUUCGGCUAGCCUCGGUCCGCUGUGUCUGUCGGGGGCCUCUCGCCCCAUGUCGACCGGAGGUAUCCCAACUGAUGAAGAACAGGCUACAGGGCUGGAGAGAAAAGUCCUGAAAGCUUUGGAACAAGGAGUGGAUCCAUACAACAUGUUUCCACCCAAACGCUAUCCUGGGACAAAGGAAGAACCUAUCCUAGUCCCUUCUAUCAAUGAAAAGCGGAUGGUGGGUUGCCUCUGUGAAGAAGACAACAACACUGUGGUCCAUUUCUGGCUACACAAGGGAGAAGCCGACCGCUGCCCUUCUUGUGGGGCUCACUAUAAACUGGUUCCAUAUGAGCUACCAUGAUUUGACUCUAAAGCCUGCAAUGGGCUUUAUUUAUGGUUGGUUGGUUAGACUUUAAGAUGGAACCAACCAGUCAUCUAGUUUGUGAAGGAAUGUACUAUGUUCUGUAUACCUAAUAAAGACAUCUUUUGACUCCU
This is a messenger RNA of Heteronotia binoei (common prickly gecko), 651 nucleotides long. Its product is annotated as cytochrome c oxidase subunit 5B, mitochondrial. NCBI's taxonomy places the organism in Eukaryota, Metazoa, Chordata, Lepidosauria, Squamata, Gekkonidae. Bases 110 to 517 code for a protein of 135 amino acids. The record is from RefSeq and is a predicted model, not a curated record. Gene Ontology annotation, cellular component: mitochondrial envelope. Gene Ontology annotation, biological process: mitochondrial electron transport, cytochrome c to oxygen. The transcript is spliced from 4 exons.